AUGUUUAUUUCAAAUUUACAGCAGAAAGGCUUCACCCGUUUCCAUGUCAAAAUCUUACCGCGCAAUAAAUGCGCGACACCUUCAUUCAUAUUAGCUCAUUCUUAUGUAAUAACUGCUUGUCCGUGUUCCCGCUGUCUUUUCAUUCUCUUCAUCUCUUUCUCUUUCCACUCUCUCUUUUCACUUUCCUCCAUUUUUCUCUUUCCACUCUCUUCUUCUCUUUCUCUUUCCAAUCUCUCUUUUCACUCUCCUCUUUUUUCUUUCCUCUCUCUUUUCCUCUUUCCACUAUCUUUUCACUCUCCUCCUUUUUUCUCUUUCCACUCUCUCUUUUCCCUCUCCUCCUUUUUCUUUCCACUCUCUCUUUUCCCUUUGCUCCUUUUUUCUUUCUAUUCUCUUCUCCUCUUUCCACUCUCUCUUUUCCCUCUCCUCCUUUUUUUCUUUCCAUUCUCUUCUUCUCUUUCCACUCUCUCUUUUCCCUAUCCUCCUUUUUUUUCAAUUCUAUGCUCCUCUUUCCACUCUCUCUCUUUUCCCUCUCCUCCUUUUUUCUUUCUAUUCUCUUCUUCUCUUUUCACUCUCUCUUUUCCCCUCCCGUCCUUUUUUCUUUCUUUUCUCUUCUUCUCUUUCCACUCUCUCUUUUCCCUCUCCUUCUUUUUUCUUUCCAUUCUUUUCUCCUCUUUCUAUUUCCACUAUCUCUUUUCCCUCUCCUUUUUCUCUUUCUCUUUCCCUCUCCUCCUUUUUCUCGUUCCACUCUCUUCUCCUCUAACCACUCUCUCUUUUCUCUCUCCUCUAAUUUCUCCUUCCAUUCUCUUCUCCUCUUCCUCUUUCUCCUUUUUCUCUUUCCACUCUCUUCUCCCCUUUCUCUUUCCACUCUCUUCUCACCAUUCUCCUUCCACUAUCUCUUUUCCCUCUCCUUCUUUUUUUCUUUCCAUUUUCUUCAUCUCUUUCCACUCUCUCUUUUCCCUAUCGUCCGUUUUCUCUUUCCAGUUUUUCUUUUCACUUUCCAACUUUUUCUUUUUCCCCUCUCUUCACUUUUUCUCUUUACUUUUUCUCUUUUUUCUUUCUACUCCCUUUUCUCUUUCCUCUCUAUUGUCCUCUUUCUCUUUUUACUCUCUUCUCCUUUUUCUCUUUACGCUCUCUUCUUUUCUUUCUCUUUCCACUCUCUUCUCUUUCCACUCUUUGCAUUUUUCCUUUCCUCUUUCCACUCUCUCUUUUGACUCAUUUCCUUUUUAUCUUUCUUCUCUCAUCUCUUUUUCUCUUUCCAAUCUAUCCUUCUUUUUUCUUCCCACUCUCUUCCCCUCUAUCUCUCUUUCCACUCUCUUCUUCUUUUUCUCUUUCUACUAUCUCUUUUCCCUCUCCUCCUUUUUCUCUUUCUACUCUCUUCUUAUUUCUUUCCUCUCUCUCUCUCUUUCCCUCUACUCCUUUUUCUCUUUCAACUCUCUUCUUCUUUUUCUUUUUCCACUCUCUCUUUUCCCUCUCCUCCUUUUCUCUUGUCACUGUCUAUUUUCACUUUCCCCCUCUUACCCUCUUUCUUUUUACCCUAUCUUCUCCUAUAUUUCUCUCUCCUCUUUUUAUCUUUCCAUUCUUCUCCUCUUUCUCUUUAUUUUUUCUCUUUUUUCUCGUCUCCCUUUUCUCUUUCCACUCUCUUCUCCUCUUUCUCUUUCCACUCUCUUUUCCUCUUUCUCUUUCCACACUCUUCCCUUAUUUUCUCUUUCCACUCUCUUCUCUUUCUCUUUCCACUCACUUCUUUUCUUUCUCUUUCCAUUCUUUUCCUAUUUCGCCUUCUACUCUCUUCUCCUCUUUCUCUUUCCAAUUUGUUCUCCUAUUUUUCUUUUUACUUUUUCCCCCUCUCCACUGUCUCUUUUGACUCUUUUCCUUUUUCUCUUUCCUCUCUCUUCUCUUCUUUCUCUUUCCAAUCUAUUUUGGGUUUUUUUUUUCUUUCCACUCUCUUCCCCUUUUUUUUCUCUUUCAACUGUCUUCUCCGAUUUCUCUUCCCGCUUUAUUUUUCUCUCUUUCGCAAUCUUCGCACGACUCACUCUCUCUCUCUCUCUCGCUCUCUGCUCACUCUACUCUCUCUCUUCUCUCUCUCUCUCUCUCUCUCUCUCUCUCUCCGUUAUUUUUUAA
Acanthosepion pharaonis is the source of this 2118-nucleotide messenger RNA. Lineage: Eukaryota; Metazoa; Mollusca; Cephalopoda; Sepiida; Sepiidae. The record is from the annotation of a GenBank genome assembly.